This is a messenger RNA of Lagopus leucura (white-tailed ptarmigan), 9256 nucleotides long. It is a transcript of the gene CASZ1, whose product is annotated as castor zinc finger 1. Gene Ontology annotation, biological process: positive regulation of transcription by RNA polymerase II; regulation of neuron differentiation. Bases 90 to 5747 code for a protein of 1885 amino acids. Lineage: Eukaryota; Metazoa; Chordata; Aves; Galliformes; Phasianidae. Gene Ontology annotation, cellular component: nucleus. The record is from RefSeq and is a predicted model, not a curated record. The transcript has 18 exons. Gene Ontology annotation, molecular function: RNA polymerase II transcription regulatory region sequence-specific DNA binding; DNA-binding transcription factor activity, RNA polymerase II-specific.
GGGCAGGACCGGCACGGCGAUGACAUCAGGGCUGUGACCAACUUGUUAUUCGGCGGCAAUCAGCUGCAAUUAGGCGUUAAUUAAGUAUUAUGAAAGUUGAUUAUUUAAGUGAAUUCGGCUUUCGUCUCUCCGACUAUGCUGAAAGAACUAUAUGCACUGACGCAACCUCAGGAAAACCCACAAUGGCUGCCAAGCGCAAAGGCGGCCUGAAGCUAAAUGCAAUCUGUGCCAAGCUGAGCCGCCAGGUUGUCUUCGACCACGGGGGAGCCGAGCAGGCGCGUGCGGACAAAGGGCCGCAGCGGGAGAGCAGCAACAAGGAUCUGCCUCAGCCCGGGACCAAGGAGUCAGGGACUGAGUUUUCAGACGGACUCAGCCACGUGCAGAAGAUCGAGGAGGACAAGAGGAGGGAGGUGAUCGAGAAGUGGGUGAACGGGGAGUACGAGGAGCCUUUGCUGGGGCGGGCCGAGGGCAAGGAAUGCCGGGGCGCCGAGGGUGCGGAGGUGCCUCCUGAAGGGGUCUACAUGGUGCAGCCCAAGGGCUGCAGCGACGAGGAGGACAACGGGGACGAGGCAGACGCGCUGCGGGGCUCGCAGGAUGGCACAUUCCUGGACGACAGGGAUUCCGACGGGGCGGCCUCCAAGGAUGACGCCUACCGGGCCUCCAGCGAGGCGGCCUCCAAGCUGGGAACCACCUCAGGGGAAGCUUCGUCGCUGCGAGAUUACGCUGCCACCACCAUGAAUGAAUUCCUGGGCAUGUUUGGCUACGAUGACCAGAACAUGCGGGAUGAGCUGGCCCGCAAGAUCAGCUUCGACAAGCUGAACGCUGCUACCUCAGAGGCCACCGCAGCUGCAGCCUCUCUCCCUGGCGAGGACGCCAUGAGCAAGCGAGCUCGAUUCUCCAAGUACGAGGAGUACAUCCGCAAGCUCAAGGCUGGAGAGCAGCUCUCCUGGCCCAUGCACUUGGCCAAGUCUGAGGAGCUGGGCUCCAAGCUGGGCAAAGAAGCUUCCUCGGUGCUGGCGCAGCCCAUUCGGCUGCCAGGUCCAGAUGCCUCCAUGCUGACGGAGACCAAAGCCACCAUCCUGCCGCUGCCCUCUCCCAGCAGUUCCCAGAUGCAGGGCCUGAUGUCACGGGCCUCCAAAUACGACUUCUUCAUUCAGAAGCUGAAGACGGGUGAGAGCAUCAGGCCACAGAACGGCAACACUUACAAGAAGGCCUCCAAGUAUGACCUAGAAAACGUCAAGUACUUGCACCUUUUCAAGCCUGGGGAAGGCAGCCCAGACAUGGGAGGAGCCAUCGCCUUCAAGACAGGCAAGGUGGGCCGGCCUUCCAAGUACGAUGUGAGGAACAUUCAGAAACUCACUCAGGUGAAAGCUCCAACACCCAGCCUGGCCCCUGCUCCUCUCGCCAGCACCCCCAGCAGCACUCCCAUGGCCGGUCCGGAGCAGGCUGUCUCCUUGCCAUUCAACACUCCUGAGUACCUGAAGUCGACUUUCUCCAAGACAGACUCCAUCACAACUGGAACAGUCUCUACAGUGAAGAAUGGAUUACCCACUGACAAACCCACCGUCAGCGAAGAUGUAAAUAUUUACCAGAAGUAUAUUGCCAGGUUUUCUGGCAGCCAGCACUGUGGACACAUACACUGUGCAUACCAGUACCGAGAACAUUACCACUGCCUUGACCCAGAGUGCAACUACCAGAGAUUCACUAGUAAACAGGAUGUGAUUCGGCAUUACAACAUGCACAAGAAACGUGAUAAUUCCCUCCAGCACGGCUUCAUGCGCUUCAGCCCCUUGGAUGACUGCAGUGUGUACUAUCACGGCUGCCACCUGAAUGGGAAAAGCACACACUACCACUGCAUGCAGGUGGGCUGUAACAAGGUCUAUACGAGCACCUCUGACGUGAUGACCCAUGAGAAUUUUCACAAGAAGAACACGCAGCUCAUCAACGACGGGUUUCAGCGGUUCCGCGCCACGGAGGACUGUGGCACUGUGGAAUGCCAGUUCUACGGGCAGAAAACCACUCAUUUUCACUGCAGGCGACCUGGGUGCACCUUCACCUUCAAGAACAAGUGUGACAUUGAGAAGCACAAGAGCUACCACAUCAAAGAUGAUGCCUAUGCCAAGGAUGGCUUCAAGAAGUUCUACAAGUAUGAGGAAUGCAAGUAUGAGGGCUGUGUCUACAGCAAGGCCACCAACCACUUUCACUGCAUAAGGGCAGGCUGUGGCUUCACCUUUACCUCCACCAGCCAGAUGACCUCCCACAAACGCAAGCAUGAGCGCCGGCACAUCCGCAGCUCAGGAGUGCUGGGCCUGCCUGCCUCUCUCCUAGGACCCAAGGAUAACGAGCAAGAGGAGUCCAGUAAUGACGACCUUAUUGACUUCUCUGCAAUGAGCUCAAAGAACUCCAGCCUGAGUGCCUCUCCCACCAGUCAGCAGUCUUCCGUUUCUCUCAUAGUCCCAGCUGCACCCUCCUCUGCUGCUGAGCUUGCUUCCUCACAGGUCAGCAAGCCUGCCAACAGCAUGACACCAGCCACCAAGAUCUCCGGCCUGCUCUCCCAGGCUCUUCCCAGCAAUAUUCCCUUGGCUCUGGCGCUCUCCAACUCAGCACUUCCUGGAGCGGCUGGAUCCUUCUUCCCCAUCAUCCCCAGCCGGGUCUCCACACCGCUUCCCGCCAGCUCCGCUAACCUGAUGACUGCUGGUUCAUCUGGCGCCAAUCCAACAUCAUCUGCUCCCACAGAUUCCUCACCCCAGGCCAUCUCAGGAUCCGGUGAGCCUUCAGCUACUUCUUCUCCAGCUCCAGUGGCAUCCAUAAUGGAAAGGAUCUCUGCUAGCAAGGGGUUAAUCUCCCCGAUGAUGGCCAGGCUGGCAGCGGCUGCACUUAAGCCCUCUGUGGCACUCGAAGCAGGAAAUGGACAAGCAGCAGCUCCCGGGCGGUUCAACCCAGUCCAGGUGAAGCAAGAGCCAGCAGAGGCCAUGGGAUCAUCCUCUGCCAGUGGGCAGGAGUCCUUGCAGGAGCACAGCUUGGACCUGAGUGUCAAGGACCACGGUAAUGAAUCAAAUGGCCACACAGUCUCGGCAAAUUCAUCUCUUUUAUCCUCGCUUAUGAAUAAGAUGUCCAAGACCAGUGCCAGCCUUGGCAACCUGCUGAACAUUAAGACAGAAGGAGAUGGCAGCCAGGCUGGGGCUGGGGAGCCGACGCAGUACUUGGGCAAGGCAGUGAAGGCGCUUGUCCAGGAGAAGCUCUCUGAGCCGUGGAAGAUGUACCUGCGCCGGUUUGGAACCAAGGAUUUCUGCGAUGCGCAGUGCGACUUCCUGCACAAGGUGCACUUCCACUGCGUCGUGGAGGAGUGCGGUGCCCUCUUCAGCACUUUGGAUGGAGCCAUCAAGCACGCCAAUUUUCACUUCCGAACCGAGGGUGGGGCUGUGAAAAGUAACUCCGAGUCUCCCUUCUCAACUACUACUGACAGUAAGGCUUCACUGGGCCCUUCGUCACCAUCUGCUACAUCUGCCACCAUGGCGAGUGCUCCAGCCCUGGACGUGCCCACCCCGAGCCCAGCAACUGUGCCCUCUGCCCCCACACUGCUAGCUUGGAAGCAGCUGGCUUCAACCAUACCCCAAAUGCCUCAGAUUCCAGCAUCAGUGCCUAACCUGGCAACCUCACCCUUGGCUACAACUUCCCUGGAGAACGCCAAGCCUCAGGUCAAACCCGGAUUUCUCCAGUUCCAGGAGAAUGAUCCCUGCCUGGCAACGGACUGCAAGUAUGCCAAUAAAUUCCACUUCCACUGUCUCUUUGGGAACUGCAAGUAUGUGUGCAAAACCUCUGGCAAAGCAGAAUCCCACUGCCUGGACCACAUCAACCCCAACAAUAAUUUGGUGAAUGUGCGAGACCAGUUUGCUUACUAUUCUCUGCAGUGUCUCUGUCCAAACCAGCACUGUGAAUUCAGGAUGCGAGGGCAUUACCACUGCCUUCGUCCUGGCUGCUACUUUGUGACUAACAUCACCACCAAGCUGCCCUGGCACGUGAAGAAACACGAGAAGGCAGAGAGGAGGGCAGCCAAUGGCUUCAAGUAUUUCACCAAGCGAGAAGAAUGUGGCAGAUUAGGUUGCAAAUACAACCAGGUGAACAGCCACUUCCACUGUAUUCGAGAAGGCUGCCAGUUCUCCUUCCUGCUGAAGCACCAAAUGACAUCCCAUGCCAGAAAGCACAUGAGAAGGAUGCUGGGGAAGAAUUUUGAUCGUGUUCCUACUCAGGUUAUUGGCCACACUCCAAGAAAUGAAAAUCUCCCCCAGGUUGGCAGCAUGGCGCCCAGCCCAGCCUCAUCAGGAACCCCGGCUUCCUUUCAGGGACCCCCGAGCAUGAUGGACACUGAAACAGAUGAGUACAUGGAUUACACUGGCUGUAGCCCUGGGGGGAUCUCUUCUGAAUCUUCCAAUAUGGACCGCAGCUGCUCCAGCACUCCAGUGGGCAAUGAAAGUACAUCAGCAGGGAAUACCAUCACUAUGCCAACUGCCUCGGGGGCCAAAAAGCGUUUCUGGAUUAUUGAGGACAUGUCCCCGUUUGGCAAGCGCCGCAAGACUGCAUCCUCACGCAAGAUGCUGGAUGAAGGGAUGAUGCUGGAGGGAUUUCGGCGCUACGACCUCUACGAGGACUGCAAGGACUCCAGCUGCCAAUUCUCUCUCAAGGUUACCCACUACCACUGCACGCGGGAGAAUUGUGGCUACAAGUUCUGCGGCCGUACCCACAUGUAUAAGCACGCCCAGCACCACGACCGCGUUGACAACCUGGUAUUGGAUGAUUUCAAGCGCUUCAAGUCUUCACUGAGUUGCAACUUCCCAGACUGUCAGUUCUCUGGCAAUAGCACACACUUCCACUGUCUGCGCUGCGGCUUCCGCUGCACUGACAGCACUAAGGUGACAGCCCACCGUAAGCACCACGGCAAGCAGGAUGUCAUCAGCGCUGCCGGCUUCUGCCAGUUCAGCUCGAGCGUGGACUGCGAGGUGCCCGACUGCAAGUACAAACUCAAGUGCUCCCACUUCCACUGCACCUACCCUGGCUGCAAACACACGGUGGUGGGCAUGUCGCAGAUGGACUCGCACAAGCGCAAGCAUGAGAAGCAGGAGCGAGGGGAGCUGCCUGCCAUCUCUCCUGGCCCCGAAGGCCUCGCCCACUCCGCUCUUGAGUACGACAUCCAGAACUCUUCCAUCAACCUGGACAGUUCCCUCAACCUCAGCACUGACAACAACAGCAGCUCCCUCUUCUUCCUGCAGAACGCGGCUGGUGUGGGCCUCAAUGACUCCCUGGACCUCAGCAAGAAGCAGUCAGAAGUCGCUGAAGGGCCCUCCCCCAGCAGAGCCGGGACCGGCCCUCAGGAGCCGGGGGCAGCGGCGUCAGGCUCUGGUGAGGUGGAGGAUGAAGAUGACUCUUCCCAAGAGGAUGAAGAGGAUGACGAGGAGGAGAUGAACGAAGAAGAAGAGGAUGAUGAAGAGGAGGAUGACGAUGACGACGAUGAGGAGGAUGACGAAGAGGAAGACCUGAACACGGAUUCUGAAGAAUCGCUGCCUGACCCUGAGGGCCUGGCCACUAAAGAUGAUGGGGAACCAGAGGAGGGUGCUUCUUCUUCCACAGACCAUGGUGAUGCUUCCAGGCCGCAGGACGAGGCAGCUCCUGCCCUUCCUCCAGCCUCAGCUCCUGCUCCGGCUCCCGCUGCUGCCCUAGCCUCUACGGUUGCUCCAGCAGCUUCUCCUUAAUCCUAGAGACAACAGCAGCAGUGGUUUGGUUUUGAUCUUACAGAAUUACUUAGGGGACCCCACAUGAGGCAAGAACAAAGAUUGGGAUGGCAAAUGAAAUACAAACUCCGUGCCACACACACGAGAGAGAGGAAGGAAGGAAACCUAUACUCCACAGGCCCUGUAAGAGAGACAGGUUCGCAGCGGGACUGGUGCUGCAUUGCUUCAUUCUGCAGAUCACAGAACACAGGGGCAGGAUGCAGCAGAAAAGUACCCUUUUAUAUGGACGUGAACCUCGAGGGUACCAGCUGCUUUUCCUUGUCUCCUGAAAGGUGCAUGGGGCCUGCGCCCAUCUGGGGACCCUUUGUUAUGGGUGGGGUUCUGUCCCCCCAUUUUUCUUUCUGGGUUUGUUUUUUUUUUCCAUGUUUUCAGUUGUACGAUAUUAAUAAUAAUCUCCACUUCUUGGAGGGGGGUGGGUGGGAACAACAGGUAAUGAAUUGUAGAAAUAUAUAUUUGUGUGUGUGUCUCUUCUAUAUAUAUAAUGUACACACACACACACAUAUAUAAUAUGCAAGGAAUUGGUGUCACAAAGACAACUAGCUCAGUUUUUGCCAGUGGGAAGGAGGGGGGCGAGGGGUGCUCUCUCUCCCCCACCUUUCUCCCUCUCUCUCUCUUCUUUCUCCAGCAUUAAAUGGAUGGCAUCAGACAGCAGAGGGUGGGAGUGGGUAUUUAUUGUCACGCAAAUGAGGAUGCAUUAAUGAAUGAGCAGGGGUGGGAAUGGGACACUCCUCUGUUCUUCCAGAUCCUUUUUACUAUUAAUGAUGAUAAUUUUGAAUGCUAUUUAUAUUGUAAAACUUUCUCUGUCUACAGCUGUAAGGCACCUCUCCCCAUCCCUGCUGUUCCGCCUGUAGGGAUUGAGCUGAAGUAACUCGGGAAGGGCGCAGCGGGCAGUUAAAGGGUUUGUCACACUGGAGGGCUGGGGUUCAACUCCCAUCCAGUUCCAUCUCAUCCCAACCCCAGGUGCUUUCCCUCUGUUGAGGGUGAGGCUUUUUUGUGGUGCUUCAGUAUCCCCAUCUCAGGAGGACUCGGUAGAGUCAGGAGGUUGUGAGCUGACACACUGUGUGCCACGGUGCAGCACAAGGAGCACUGUGCUCACAGCAGAGCAUCCCAGCCGUUAACGCAGCCUUGAAAAUACUGCUUGCUCUCUGCCCCACGCAGUCCCAUGAUGGCAGGUAUGAUGUCCCCACCCCAGGCCCUCCUCCCCUGCCUCUCACUGGAGAUGGGCACGGCUUUCUGCACGGACUAAAAUGUAGCUCUGGUGACUUCCAGAAGAGGGUGAAGGCACCACUGAAGAGGGAGAAGGCAGACAGGCAUUCAGGAUCCCAUGUGGGAUGUCCCACUUCUUUGCUCAGCACUGGGUGGGGACCAUUCUGCAGCACCCACAAAGCUAUUUGCCUAGCCUUGGUUCUUGCAGCCACAAAACGUGAGGCUGUCGCAAGCUACACAGCACAGACAGAUGGGGGGAGAUGCCAGCAGAGGCCAGGAUGCAGUCCAGCUAAAAAAUGAUGCUUUUCUGUGCCCAUACUGAUACAUUUUCCUGAGUAGGGCUGAUAGUUCAGGCAUUGCAUGAGUAAAUGGGAUUAAUAAGCCGGGACCUGCCGCCUCCAGAAGCUUGGGCUUUCCCUGGUCACAGGUUCAUCUUCUCCCUGCUCUCUUUUCCUAGCCCAGGCUGGGAACACACACUACAGGAGACUGCCCAGGACUCGGGCAGGUGAGGUUGUAGCUGUCUGACCCCAAAUCCUCACCAGAGUCUGAGAAAGAGGGCUUCUCUGCAUCCACACAGCUCCAGAAGGACCAGCCGUACAGACUCGUUCUGGUCAUAGCUCUUUCAGUGCCAGUCUGUAAGUACACCAGCCUAGCGAAAGGUUCCUCAUGUCUGAGCUGAGCCCCUUUUUCUCUUUAAGCCUGGUUGGUUUUUUUUUCCUUACAUGCAGCCCCUCCUCAAGCACUUCAGCUCCAAGGGAUCCCCACAGUUUGUUUCUACCCUGAGCAGAUAAAGGCCUCAAGGAGUUGAGAUUGCUUUUUUUUUUUUAAUUAUACCCCUUAGGAACUGGUGUAGAUCAGGUCUGAUUUAUAAACAAGCAGCACGGCUGUGUACAUGUGGGGACAGAAUGUUCGCAUGAUGCUUCAAAAGGAAAGGCAAAAAAAAAAAUUAAGAAGUUGUACAGUAUUUUUUUUUCUGUAAAGGUUAUUACUAUAUAUAGAACAAAAGAGAAACAACCAAUGCCAGGGGGACGAGGGGGGUCACCUGCCUUCUUAAAGCCCUUAGAUACGGUUAAUUGUGUGCAAUUUUUUUUUUUCUUUUUUUUUUUUUUUUUUCAAUGUAGUGUUUGUUUGUAGGGGGUGGCAGGGGAGGGGGGCCUUAACUCUGUGGUUUGAGGCUGACUUCACACUCCUAGCACUGACCGGAGCUGCACGAUUCCGAAUUUUUAACUUGAAUUUUGUAGAGAUGAAACAAAUGAAAACAAAUGAAAUAUUGUUAUUACUAGUUUGUAGUUUAUUUAAUACUUUGGAGUUCUUUUCCUCUAUCAGUUAUUUUGUGUGGCUUUUAUUUUUACAGGGUUUCAUUCUUUUGUUUGUUUUUGUUUUGUUUGGUAUAUCCCCUGCCCUCUGCUGUGUAUUUUCUAGCACACGUAACGAAGCUCCCAUUUCUGGGGCUGAGUGUGGGAACAGAGACCUGGAAUUUCUAGAACUGAGAUGGGGCAAAGACCUUUGCUUUAAUGGCAUUUGCUGCAGGUUCUGUAAUUGUCCCUUUUUCCCCUAUUCAGCCACUCACAUCGUAUGGUGAUGGGCUGCAGGAGGCCCCUCAGCUGUAGCACAGGCCCCAUCUUGCACACCAGACGUUUUCACUUGGCACCCAAUGGACAUAACUGACUUCUGUGGGGUCAGCGCAGAGCCCCUGCCCUCACACCCCAUCCUCUGAGCACAGCCAGCAGGGCUGCUCAAGCAGCAAGGCAGGCACUCCCUGGGGCACCUCAGUACCACUGGGGACAGAGGAGCCUUGCCUGCUGCUACACGCAGUGUCUGUGCCUCUACCCCAGCCCAUCCCACCAAGCUGCACUACUGAACCACCACAAGGCAGUAGGAGAAGGCCGAGGCACAGAGGAGAGGGGAAGCUGCAGCUCUUUGCUGGGCCCUGCGCUGCUGCAGAGCUGUUCCACACCUCCUUCCAUGCGGCUCAGUGUGCCCGAGGGGCCCAUGUUUAUCUAUGCACACCACCUUCCCCCUCCAGGCACCUGACUUCUCCCCAGUGUCUCAGCCUUUCUCCCCAUCCUCCAGGAGCUGGCACAGGGAAUGCAGGUCCUUUCCCAAGAGGCUGACCUGUGCCCCAUGGCCCUGCCUGGUGCGUGCUGCCCUGCCUUCCCCCAGCCCUGUACCUGCAAAGCUCUCACUGCAUCCAUCAACAACAAGUCUAGAAAGUUAAGCCCGUCUUUUUCUGCCGUGCUCAGGCUUUAAUUCAGCAAAACUCU